AUGUUUAUCGUCAUUACCAUCGUCGUAUCCUGCUUUAAUUUAAUAUUUUGUUUUCAUUUUGAUCAGAAUUAUGUAUUUCAAAUUCGACGCGAAUUAGAGUUUUUAAUUUAUUUUAGAUUAUCUUUGAUUUCCAUCAAUGGUGAUAAAAUCCACCUGAGUGCUGCAGUCGGAAAAUGUAACAAAUAA
Messenger RNA from Acanthoscelides obtectus, 186 nucleotides. The record is from the annotation of a GenBank genome assembly. Lineage: Eukaryota; Metazoa; Arthropoda; Insecta; Coleoptera; Chrysomelidae.